Pocillopora meandrina is the source of this 8192-nucleotide messenger RNA. The record is from the annotation of a GenBank genome assembly. NCBI's taxonomy places the organism in Eukaryota, Metazoa, Cnidaria, Anthozoa, Scleractinia, Pocilloporidae.
AACUGAAAUGGACGGUAUUUGACGAUGCGAUUGGCUUUGUCUUUGUGUCUGGACUAAAAAGAGAAACAUAUGUAUUUAUCAUAUUUCGAUUGAAUCCAAGAAGAGAUAGAGGCAACAACUUAGAAGAAUUUCUAAAACAGCUUACUCGCACCAGUGGGGAAAUAAAGGCAUUCGCGCGCUGACGAAAGGUGAUGAGGGAUGCUACAUAAGGUUUGCAAAAGCUUCCUACGCACUUGUGUCGGUCGUACUUUCCCUGUCUUCAAAUUAUUGUCCGGAAGAACGAUGAGUUCAGAUAAUAUAGAAAAGGUGAGUUUCACAUUUGCAGAUGCCGUUUGCUUCGUAUUUACGUGUUAAACUGAGUUGCUGCAAAUUAGGAAAUCGUGGAAACUCAAUUUUUUGGCUGAAAGACAGGUAGUUGAGAUCGUUUGUAUGUCUUUCCAUAAAAGAAAUUUCUAAACCGUUUCUUAGCGAUCAAUUAUUUAUUUUCAUAAUGUGGAUAACCCAUACUUAUUUUUUUUUUAUCAUUGUUUUCUUGCAAUUUUUAUCAAUAAACUCGGUAAAAAGAUGAAAACAAAACGUUGGUCAGACGAAAUAUGCAUGUUUGGUUUAGAGGCCAGUACCUGUAAUGGGCGACAUUCAUUAGUUUGACUUAUGUGGCGAAAUUUUUGUAGCCAGCCCUGCACGGUGCAUUGAGCAAGGUUUCCUGGCUUAUUGGAAAGUGGGAAGGUGAAGGCUGUGGUGUUUAUCCAACAAUUUCUCCUUUCAUGUAUGGUGAAGAGAUCAUCUUUGAUCAUGUGGGACAGCCGAUGCUCUCUUACAGGUAAGAAAAUUAUGGCCAACAAUUUUUAAAAUACGCAUUUUGCAGCGAAACUGCUUUAGAACAACAGAUCUAGCAUAUGUACAGAGUGUACUGUACAUUUCAUAUGAUGCGCAUGCUUUAAUUUUGGAAAAACGAGUUUCUGCUUUUCGAAUGCAUCACCCAUUGUGAGAGGAGGCUUAAGUUCUCUGGAGUCUAACAAGAGCGGAUGUAUAGAGAAUCCAAUUUGCAUUCUCUAUUAUUUUCAAUUGCAUAUGGUGGAUAAGUGUUGUGGUAGUAGUGACACCAUUUGUGCAUUAUUCAUCUGGUCUCAUUCCCUCUCUAUUUACCUGCAGCCUCUCAUGACAGGUUUCAUCCACCCAUCCUUCCCUAUUUUCUCUCCACCACUGUUUGUGCACUGGCUGCCCACAUUCUCAAUGAAGAAGAGCAAGGGAGACAAGGUGGAAUAAAUCACCAUCUCAUGUUAAUUGCCUUUAUUUCCAGUUUAAAAAUUCCAGUUUUACCUUUUUUUUUUUUAUAAAUAACUCAUGUUACUGACAGAAUUAAACUGAAAUUAAUUGUCUAGCCCUAUUAUUAUUUUUAAAUUUUUUUUCCAGUUUUUCUUGGCUCUAAUGUCAUAUUUCAUUUGUGGCAUGUUAACCAAUGUCAUGCAUUUAUGGACACUAUUGUUUACCGUUUACCUUUGACAGAAACACAGGAAUGUUUGCAGGUCAUACCCUAUAGAGAUAGGGACUUUUCCUACAGACCCAUUUAAUAACCUCUAAAUCUAGAGAAUCACUUGUUCUCGUGGCGAUUGAUCAUACAAAUCAUGCUAUGAUCUUUCAAUACAAUGUCCACAAUAAUAAAACCAAGUAAGUGCUGGAGAAGAAUGCCUCAGACUCCUGAUGAACAAUUACAUUGUACUUACAAAUCAUCUGGAGUAUUUCUUUAUUUUGCAAAAAAAUUAAGCAAAUUUAAUAGUAGAUCAAGAUUCACUCUGUGCCUUUUUCCAUACACUCUUUAAGCUCCAGAACGUGGCAUCUGGAAAAAGGAGCUCCAAUGCACCAUGAAGUUGGAUUUCUCAAAGUCAAACCAGAAACAUCAUCACUUGCCUUCAUUAUAGCACAGAAUACAGGUAGACAUGUCAUAUUAAGCUUGUAUAGUGCUCAACAAUCCCAUCAAGUAGUAAAAGGGCCAUGUUUGAUUUGUAAAACUGAUUACAACCACAAUGAACAAACCUGUGAGGGUGAAGGGAGAAAAUUAGGUAGGAGAUGAAAGUUAACCCAACCCAUUGCCAUCCACUGUUCUAACUGCCUUAUCAUUGAUACAAAACCCAAUUUUCAUAACUAACAUCAAAGUAGAUUUUUGCCAACACUCAAUUUAACCUCUAAGAGUGACCAGCAUCCACUGUCUCCUUUCAAACAUUUAGGUCACGAGAAUGAAGAAAAUGAUCACCAGUAUAAGAAACCUCUUGAGUGUUAAAAAGUAAUCCAUGUCAGUACCACUGGAAAUGUAGUGGGCUGCUGAGUAUAUAAGGAUAUGUAAUGUAAGGCAUAAAGGGUUUAAACCACAAAGACAAGAUGUGGUUAAAGAUACUGUGAGUAAGACCGUGUAUGCUGCAGGGCAAUUUAGUAUUAUCAACUGAGUUGGUAACAUAAAUUGGCCAUUAGCCCUGUGCCAUUCGCUCUGACAAAGGGCUAACGAUCAAAAUGUUAGCUUCAAAACUUGUAAUGGUGGCCAAUUUACAUUAUCAAUUCAGUUGAUAAUACUAAAUUACCUUGUUAUACUCUCCCACCUAUGUAGCACCACAGUUUCUUUAGAAUCUUAUCCCCUUUAUUCAUUUGUCUAUGCUGCAACUAAUUUUUAAUUCACAGGUCUUGCUGAAGUUGAGGAGGGUGAAGUUAAGGGACAUGAGAUUCAUCUUGUCUCUCACUCAGUUGGAAGAGCGAGUUUUGGUGCUGACCCAAAAGUCCAAAAGGUAAAUCAAGUUAAAAGGUCUAAAACUUAUUGUUGGUGAUAACUUAAGGAACGCCUCCCCAUUUAAAUAUGUACUUCACCAUUUUAAUGUGUACUUGAAAUUUUUGGUAUCUUAGUUCCUGAAUGAACCAAUCAGAUCUCAAAUACAUUUUUAAUUAGUUCUUUGGGAUAUAAGUUAUUGUGUCAACCAAUCAGAUUUGGUUUGUAAUGUGAAACUUACUCUUCAGUAACUAAGUUCCUCAACAAACCAAUGACAUGGAAGAAUAUAGGUCAGGUCAUUUCUAAAUUAAGGUUUGCCUGUUUUAUUUCUGUCAACAACAAAUAAAACAGACAACAAUAGAUGGGGCAUUUCUGCUUUAAGAGCAGUAAUGUUUCACCAUAAAUUGGAUGCUAUCUGUACUAAAUUAUUCUUCUACGAGGUUGUAUUAUUUUUAUUAGCACUAGAUGCGUAGAAGCUUUUUGUAAAGUUUUGUCACUGUUGUAAUUUUGCAGUUAAAAAAAUCAGUUACAUUUAGUGUAUUUCACCUUAGAAAUAUAUCAAAUACUCUGUGGUUAACACAGCAAUGGAAACACACCCGAUUGCUUACAAUUCCACAGAAAUCGUUGACAGAAAUUGUUGACAGAAAUCAUUGACAGAAAUCGUUGACAGAAAUCGUUGACAGAAAUCGUUGACAGAAAUCGUUGACAGAAAUCGUUGACAGAAAUCGUUGACAGAAAUCGUUGACAGAAAUCGUUGACAGAAAUCGUUGACAGAAAUCGUUGACAGAAAUCGUUGACAGAAAUCGUUGACAGAAAUUGCCACCACAGUUUUGCCGCGCUCUUUAUCAGCGCCCGAUUACUAAGAAAGCGAUCAAAUGACCAUUAUCCUUUGUAAAGACUGUGAAUUCAUUUCCGGUGAAUGUGCAAAUAAUUGUGUCCGCAUGAUAAAAAAUAAAAAAAUAUUGCAACCCUUUUAUGCUGGUAAACGUUCUUAAAAGGAAGAAGAUUUGACAAGCUUUCCUGUCAAGAACAUGAUAAUGACAUUACAGUAAUCGUGACACUGUAACACUUAUUGGAAAGCAAGCAAGGACUUGACCUGUAGACACACGAAACUUAUCAUCUUACUUUUCCGCCCUGUUUUGCUACAGGCAACGAUUGCGUUACAAUUUUGAUUUUUGUACUGAAUGUAUGCUAAGUUGAAGCAAAUCAUGCUACUGAAAUUUAACCCAACUAAUUACUACUAUAUUUACAAGGAGAAUUAAUCAAAUCAAGGACUCUUCACUUUUAGACCCUUAUUGCAGAAGUUACAAUUGAAGAUGUUAGGGCCGAAUGUACAUUACACCCCGACAACAUCUACCAAAGGCCAGAACUGUGGAACUUGAUGGGGUGGCAGACUUUUAGAUGGUGUUGCAGUACCCGUAGAUGCCAAAAAUGGAACGUAAAAUUUCUUAAUUAGACGUGAUCUUACAGAAAGGUAAAUCGGUGCAACUAAAUUAAAUGGACAUUCAAAUAGGCUUCCGCACCUUCGAAAAACUCAAAUGAUCACCUGUUGGUGAAUUAACUGACUUUACAGCCUGUACCAUAAGCGUCAGUGGGAGGCUUCAGUACUUUAAUAAUGAGAAUACACGUCAUCGACCAUAAAGGGAUGCCCAUAAAUCAUGAGGAACGGCAAAAUCUCCCUCAAACAACUGGUAUCUGUCUUUUGCCAAAAACGGCAACCAACUAGAGAAAGAGUUGUUUCGCAAACUUUAAGUCGUUAUCUUAAAAGAGAAACAACCCAUCCGUAUGGGGGAAUUUCCAUAUCUCCAAAAAUGACUCUUUGUUGUGCGGCUUACGCAUUCGAAAUGAACGGGAGCAAAAUGAAUUACCCUUGUCAAGUACCUCACACUAAAGAUACGCUUUGGCGAAAUGGUGAUUCGCUCGUAUGGGAAGCCUUUGCCCAUUUUGCUUAGAUACCACGUCAAAAGAUUUUUUUGCUGACAUAACUGGGGUGGAAAAAAAUCCUAGGACGACCAUGAAGACUGACGAACAGCUUCACCUUGAGACGUCAGCUUUAGAAAAUAGUCUUGGAAACGGUAACCAAGUAGUUACAUUAUCAACUCAGUUGAUAAAAUCAAACUCUCUUAUUAAACCCACCCCAGCACCACAGUUUCUUAAAGAACUUGCUCGUUUUAUUUGAAAAAGCAAACAAUCAAACACAUCCCCACACACACACAAAAACAAAUGAACACAAAACUAGACAAAAACCCUUCGGACCGUAAAAAUGGGGCAGGCAAGCUCGGUCCAAAGUCUCUUUCUGACAACAAAAAUCCAGUAAAAUGAAGGAAGAUGGACCGAACUCCUAAAGAGCGACCUGUAACUCAGUUGGAAAAGUGUAUACCAACAGAAGACUUAGAUGAUACUUAAGAUGUUUGUGACGUGUGUGAUAUUUUGAUGAACUAAAUGCCAAUUAUUUAAUCGACAAAGCUUCGUAAAGCGUUGAGAAAGAGGACAACUGAGUGUAAUAUGAAAUUAGCGAGGAAGUUGUGAUUUAUUAACUCAAGCCAUGUAAUUUUUUAAACAGAUUUGAUUAAUUCUCCUUGUAAAUACAGUAGUAAUUAGGUUCAUUCAGGAACUAAGAUACCUAAAAUUUCAAGUACACAUUAAAAUGGUGAAGUACAUAUUUAAAUGGGGAGGUGUUAAGGGCUAUUUUUUUUCUCAGGAAGCUAAAAACUGUUUUGUUAUUUUUCAAUAACACAUCAUGUAGUGAGUUAAAACAGAACCAUAAUUUCACAUUUGUUGCUUCAACAAGUGCAUUGCAUCAAGCUUAAGUUAAUCCUCACAAAACAGUUUGGUCUAGAAAUUUGCCCAAAAAAAUGAAAUUUGAUCUGCUGUUUGAAAAAAAGGGGUCUGUGAAUUUAUUUUUAAGUCAGUACAGACAUUUAAAGGUAAAAUUAAGGUUGUUUUCUAGAGGCUGAACUGUUGCAAUCAUGACAACCAAUCAAUUGAUUGAUUAACAAUAGCAAGCAUUUGGUUGAAACCACUUUCAAUGAGAAAACAAGAAAGUAUGGAAGUAUCAACCUGUUAAAGAAUAAACAUGAAAAAAAUCAACACCUCCAUCCACUUCAAACAUGCACCAUAUCAUAGUUACAGUAAUUGCUCAAUGAUUUGUUUUAUGGUCUGAAAGAUUUUAGAAUUCAUGGCCUGGCUGUUUUUAGUGGGGUUAAGAUAACUCAGGGUUAGUGUGAAAUCUGAUUUCAGAUCUGAAACCUUUAAAAAAAUUCAGUUAACUCUUUUUUCUUUUAUUGUCUACAAUUUGAUGUUUGGAUGCACUAAAAGGAAUAAAAAAAUCAUCCAACAAGAGCUUUUGAACAAAGGAAUAAAGAAACCCAGAAUAAAAUUUAACCUUGGGUUAGCGCUAAUCUGCCUUUGAACAGCCGGGUCCCAAAUGAUUGUCAUUGUUAUGUCCAAUAAAAUGAACUAUAUAUUUAAUUAUUUUAAUGUUUUCAGGUGGAGAGGAUCUUCAGACUAAAGGAUCCAGAUACGCUGGAAAUGGAGUGUUUCAUGGAAACAAGCAGCACAAAACACCAAAAACAUCUGCACAUCACUUACAAGAAGGUCAUGAACUAAUAACUCGAGAAUUAAAGUCUUAGACUUAUAAACUAGCUUGUAAACUACUAGACCUACAAAUGAUAAAUACAAAAAAUAGUUUAGAAAAUUUAUCUUUAGGUAUCUCAUAGGGUAGUUAAUGCCAGUUAAAUGUGAUUAAGGGAUGGGAUUGACUUUUAAUUGAUGUUGUAAACAUGAGGCAAAUUAGGAGACCUUUUUUACCAUGAAUCUAUAAAUGCAAAAAAUAGUUUAGAAAAUUUAUCUUUAGGUAUCUCAUAGGGUAGUUAAUGCCAGUUAAAUGUGAUUAAGGGAUGGGAUUGACUUUUAAUUGAUGUAGUAAACAUAAGGCAAAUUAGGAGACCUUUUUUACCAUGAAUCUAUAAAUGCAAAAAAUAGUUUAGAAAAUUUAUCUUUAGGUAUCUCAUAGGGUAGUUAAUGCUAGUUAAAUGUGAUUAAGCGAUGGGAUUGACUUUUAAUUGAUGUAGUAAACAUAAGGCAAAUGAGGAGACAUUUUUACCAUGAAUCAAUAAAAACCUGCACUGCCCGACAUACUAGGACCGUCACAAGCAUUUUUUCAAUCUUGAUGUGCCAUGAUUCACACCCUGUGUGCUUUGUUUAUACAAAUUUACUGGUGAUACUCUGUUACAAAGGUGUACUUUUAAUUAAUUUAUUCAUUAUUUAAUAAUUGAAUGAGUGCAGCAUGCUAAAUUGUUAACCCUUUAACUCCUAUGAGUGACCAAGACAGAAUUUCUCCUUACAACAUCAAUACAAUAUCAAGCAGACAAGUAAUGAGAUUAAAGGAAAAUAUGAAUUAGGGGAUUAUUAAUUGAUCCAAUAUCAAAUUCUCCAAACUAACAUCACAAGAACUAUAUGACAGACAGUAAGGAGAAUUAUUAAUGAGAUCGUGGGAGUUGAAGGGUUAAUUAUUUCCUUUUGUACUCCUGCAGCUCUAAACAGUUCAGCCUAUAGAUUUGCUUGGUACCUAUCUUAUUUAGCCUUACCGUAUCCUUGCUGAAUCAAACACUAAGUUCAUGAGAGUUAAGGAAAUGAUUGCCAGUUUAUCCUUUAACUCCUAAGAUAUGGGUAAUUGAAGAAGAGCUCCCCAAAAAACCUGUCGGCCGACUGUCGGUCAACUGUCAGCCGACGGUUGACCGACAGGUUACUGACAGCUAACCAACAGGUUACCGACAGGUUAAGAAAAAAGAAAUGAUUGUUUAUUCUCCCCUCUAGCUGUUAUCCAUUUCUUUGUAAAUCAGUUAUGAGAACUUGGUGCUAGGUCAAGAUAGCAGCUUCUACCUAAUAAGUUUGAGUAUUCUCAUUACCUGUCUGCUGAAAAAUGUAUGGAUCUUAUAGGUAGAAGUUUCAUGUUAACCACUUCUGGGGGUGAAAGGUUUAAUAAAUCUCUUGACUGUUAAACAAAUUCUUAUUGGCAUCAUCAGAAAUGUAUAAGGAACAGUGUUGACUCUUCUGCAUACUGAUGUUAUGGUGUUAAGCAUAAGGGUUAACCACGCAAAAAAUGUUAAACCAACUGUUUGAACUUUUCAGUUAACAGGCAUUGUCGCCACACAAACAUCCCUGUUCAACUAUUUUCACAUGUCCUUUGUACCAGGCAAUGAUAAGCUGGAUCAGCAAAGGCUGCAAUCUACAUUUUCAUUGCUGCCCUCAGAUUGGUUUUUAUUGUGUAUGUGAACUAGGUUUUUAUAAGUGCAUUGAAAUCACAAGCCCAAAGCAAGGCUAGUGAUAUUUUAAAGUUUUAAGUACUUAUCUGUUAUGUUUUAUAAAUGUAGAAGUCACUGAACCAAGUAUGUUGGAGAUAGUUCAGAAAGUGUUUUAAUCUUUAAUUAGAGGUUUU